Molecule: messenger RNA, 897 nt
Organism: Penicillium antarcticum
Lineage: Eukaryota; Fungi; Ascomycota; Eurotiomycetes; Eurotiales; Aspergillaceae
Exons: 4
Coding region: 1-897 (298 amino acids)
Molecular function (GO): RNA binding
Source: RefSeq, a predicted model, not a curated record
AUGGAUAUGGAAAGCCUCAGACCUCAGGAGCAGACUCCUACCAAGUCGCCCUAUGAGAACGUCCGUACGAACGGUCGAGCCUUCAACUCUGUCAACUGGCGCACAAAGGUUGACAGCCCAUCUGGCUCACCCACACGUCCAUCACCAUCUCGUCCCAGUAACGCCAGCCCCAACACCACCAACACCUCUCGCGCAGCAUUCAGCCGACCUGGAUCCCAUGUCCCGCAAGCGAUCUCAGAUGGCCGCCGCCUGUAUGUAGGCAACAUGCCCUACACGGCCAAGACGGAGGAUGUGGAGGCGCUAUUCAUUGCGGCCGAGUUCCCUAUCGAGCGCAUCGAUAUUGCCAUUGACCCGUUCACCGGCCGAAACCCCUCCUACUGCUUCGUCGACCUGCAAAACAAGGAACAUGCCGAGCGUGCCAUGACCGAGUUGGAUGGCCGGGAUAUGCUGGGUCGUCCGGUCAAGAUCAAGCCCGGUGUCGCCAAGUCGGCGGAGCGCAUCGCCAACCCCCCCGAGCCCUUUAGAAUUGAUCGCUGGCGCCAGCAGGAUAAAGUCAGCUUUGCCAAGGUGAACAGUGAUUCUAGCCGUCGAGUCUAUGUCGGUGGCCUGCCUCGGUUGACAGACCAUGAGGCCGUGCAGAGUAACAUUGAGGCGUUUUUCAAGGGGUUCUCUGUUGAGAAUGUCAGCAAGGUCUUCGCCCCUCAUCCCGCAAAGCGAUUUGAGCCCGGCGAGCACUACUAUCUGUUCGUCGAUGUGGGCAGCCCUGAGGAAGCCGAGAGGGCUAUGCGUGAAUUGAAUGGCCAACAAGGACCGUGGGGUGGUCCUCUGCGAGUGCAAUUUGCUCGUGGGCCCAAGCCAACGGUCACAGAUAAGAAUGGAAUAGAAAUGACAGCAUAG